GUUUUAAUUUUCACCAGAGUGGCAGCACCAUCCAAUGAACAUUGAACAGUAUAUUUUUUUUAGCAAGAUAUUUAGCAAUGUCUGCCAGUUGAGUUCUUGUUUGACAAUUGUGAAUUGACAUUAUCAUUUAUCAAACUAUCAACAAAGCUCGGUUAUCAAAAUGUCCUAUUCAGUGUAAAUGAUAAAUAAAAAAAUAUUUGUUUUUUAUAUAUAAAAUGUUUAUGUUAUUGAUAAAUAAUUAGUGUUGAUAUUUAGUUAGUGAAAAAUGAAAAUUGAUUGAUCAAAGCCGCGUGAUCAAAUGUGAUACCUGUUGCCUCUAUUUUUAUAUCUAGUCAAGAUAAAAAUAUAAAAAUAAAAAAAUUUAAUGAAUUUUUUGAUUAAUGAUGGAAGUGAAUAUAACAUUAGACAAUUUAGAUGAUAAAAAAUUAACAAAUGGUCGAUAUGAAUUGAUGGAAAAUAUGAUAUGCAUGGAACAACAAAGUGGACAAGUGCCAGCUGAUGUUCAAAAUGACAAUGACAAUGAUGAUGAUGAUGAUGAAGAUAAAAUUAUAAAACAAACUGAUUUUGUUCUUGUUUAUUUGGACAAUGGAAAUAUUCAUAAUAUGCAAAAACGUGAAGAGUUUGAAGCUGAAUUGCGUGAUCAAGGUUUAGAACUAGAAUACGAACAAAAUCGACAAUUAUGUUUUGUUAAAAUAAAUGCACCUCAGGAAGUUUUAUGUAGAUAUUGUGAAAUAAUGAAAUUAAAAAUGCCAAUUAAACCUUUGUCAAAUCAAGAGCUAGAUGACAGUGGUAGUGAUUUAUUUGAUGAUGCAAAAUCAUGGUUUAUAAAUUUAUUUAAAUUUGUACAAUUAGAUAAAGAUAAAUUUCCAAAAUUAGAAACAAAAUUAUCAUCUGAAUUUUCACGAGAUAAAGAUUAUUUAUUUGAUGUUCAUAAUGAAAAUUUUUUUCCAACAAAUGUACGUGUUAUGAUUGUUGAUUUUAUACUUGAACGUCAAUGCGCUGGAAUACAACGUCUCAUUGCAAAUGGUGUUUACAUAGCAGCAUAUCCUCUUCACGAUGGAGCAUUUCAACAACCAGGAAGUACCAGAAAACUUCUUUAUGAUGAAUGGGGUUCAACAAAUAAAUGGCUAAAACUUCAGCCACUUGAUACAAUUCAAGAAUAUUUUGGUGUUAAUUUUGCAAUUUAUUUUGCUUGGCUUGGUUUUUAUACGUACAUGUUAAUACCAGCAAGUAUUGCUGGUCUUUUUUGUUUUAUUUACGGCUGGAUAACACUUGGUUCAAAUCAACUUGCUAAAGAUGCUUGCUCUGAUGAAUUUGCUGGACAAAUAAUAAUGUGUCCACAGUGUGAUAAAAAUUGUAAUUAUUGGCGAUUAAUUGAAACUUGUCUUUUAACAAAAGUAACAUUAUUAUUUGAUAAUCCAGCAACAACAUUAUUUGCUAUAUUCAUGAGUUUUUGGUCAGUACUUUAUCUUGAAUUAUGGAGAAGAAAAUCAGAAGAGUUAAGUCAUCGAUGGGGUUUAGUUGGAUGGGAUCAAGGUGCUGAACAUCCAAGACCACAAUAUAUUACAAUGCUUAAUAAAAUUAAAAUAUUUAAAAUAAAAGAAAAAUUAAAUCCAGUAACUAGAGAAAAAGAGCCACAUGUUAGUUUUUGGAAAGUUCGUGUACCAGCAACAAUGAUUAGUUUUUCAGUUGUAUUUUUACUUAUAAUUGUUGCUAUUGCUGCUGUUUUUGCUGUUAUAUUAUACAGAAUGUCAAUGAUAACAUCAAACACAAUAUUUGGUGCUAAUAUUGAUAGUGUAGCAUAUAAAACAUUUGUACUACCAAUUGCUGCUGCUGGAAUUAAUCUUGCUUGUAUUUUAUUGUUAAAUUAUUUUUAUGAUUGGUUGGCAAUACAUUUAACAGAAAUGGAAAUGCUCAGAACUCAGACUGAGUAUGAUGAUAGUUUAACAUUGAAAAUUUAUAUUUUUCAAUUUGUUAAUUAUUAUGCAUCAAUUUUUUAUGUUGCAUUUUUAAAAGGAAAAUUUGUUGGGUAUCCUAGAAAGUACAAUAGAAUUUGGGGCUACAGACAAGAAGAAUGUGCACCGGGUGGUUGCUUGAUGGAGCUGGGUAUACAAUUGGCCAUAAUAAUGGUAGGAAAACAGGCACUUUACACAGCCAUGGAGAUGAUUUGGCCUCUGGUGUUUAGAUGGUGGGCAUUUUUUCGUGCUCAAACUGGUCUGGCACCAAAAGAUCCAAUAGUUUUACGUGGCCAGUGGAUAAGAGACUUUAAACUUCUUGACUGGAGUCCCAGGGGACUGUACGAUGAGUACCUAGAAGCUGUAAUACAAUUUGGUUUUAUUACUCUUUUUGUCGUGGCUUUUCCUUUGGCACCAUUGUUUGCUCUGGCAAAUAAUGUACUUGAAAUGCGUCUAGAUGCUACAAAAUUUCUUCGACAUUAUCGACGACCAGUUCCACGAAGAGCCAGAGACAUUGGUAUUUGGAAACAGAUACUUGAUACAUUAGCUAGAAUAUCAGUUACAUCAAAUGCAUUUAUAAUAGCAUUUUCAUCAAAUCUCGUGCCUCGUUUUAUUUACAUGACAUAUGUCAGUCAUAAUAAUAGUGAUAUUGGAUUUUUAAAUCAUAGUCUUGCAUAUUUUGAUACAAAAGAUUUUCAAAUAGAAGCUGCACCAAUUUUUAGUUCAAGUAAUAUAACAACUUGUCGUUAUUUGGAAUAUAGAAAUCCAUCAAAUCAUGAAUUACCAUAUAAAAGACCAACAAUUUAUUGGCAUAUACUUGCUGCUAGAUUAAUAUUUGUUGUUGUAUUUCAAAGUAUUGUUGGUUUAUUUUCAAUGAUUGUACAAUGGUGUUUAUCUGGUAUACCAAGAAAAUUAAGUGAUCGUAUUAAACGUGAAGCAUAUCUUACUGAGGAAAUUAUUAUUAAACGUGAAGCUGAACGUGCCAGAGAAAAAGCACGUUAUCUCAGUCGUUUUUCAAGUACUGUUAGUAAUCGUAUUCGUAAACGAUCACCAAUUAUUUCAGAAACAAAUACGACUUGAUGAAAUAUUUCAUAAAUUUUUAAUCCAGUGCCUUAAAAAAAAAACUACUCAGUUAUUAUAUUUAUAAAUUUAUUUUUAAUAUUUAAAAAAAAUUUUAAUCGUCGUUCUUCCAAUGAAAUACUUCCAGUGAUUUUUUAAAAAAAAUAUUUGUAAAAAAUUAAUUUAUUAUUGUUUUAAACUAUGAUUAUUGAUUUUUUUUUUUUUUUACGUUAUUUUAAAUGAAGUUUUAUCAGCUUGAAAUAUUAUAAAAAUAAAAUAAUUUAAAAUUUA
Messenger RNA from Aphidius gifuensis, 3305 nucleotides. RefSeq names its product anoctamin-5-like. Gene Ontology annotation, cellular component: plasma membrane. The transcript is spliced from 9 exons. Gene Ontology annotation, biological process: chloride transmembrane transport. Bases 381 to 3035 code for a protein of 884 amino acids. NCBI's taxonomy places the organism in Eukaryota, Metazoa, Arthropoda, Insecta, Hymenoptera, Braconidae. The record is from RefSeq and is a predicted model, not a curated record. Gene Ontology annotation, molecular function: chloride channel activity; protein dimerization activity.